AUGAUGGAAUUAUUUGAUACGAUUGAUUUAAAUAUGAAUGAUCAAUAUAAAGUAGCAUAUUUGAAAGUAGGACUUAAGAUUUCACCAAAGAAAGAAGUGAUACGACGAGAUCCAAAAAUUGCAGCACAGUUUUUGGAAAUAGCACAAACAGAAGAAAAAUUAGAUUUAUCAUUAAAUUUACAAAUGGAUCAUCUAUCAUUAUCAAAUAUCGAUUCUCUAUCAGCAAUUAAGUCACCGGUUAAGACCUAUUCUCAACAACAACAACAAAAAUCAUAUCGACCAUCAACAAAUAUUAGAUGUUACAGAUUGGAAGCCAAUGAUGGUACAGCUCUCGCUAGUUUACAUCAUUCAUCUUUAAUUUUUAUUUCAACUUCGAUUAAUAAUAUGAAAAUUUUCGCUAUGAUUGAUAGUGGAGCAACAUCAUCAUUAAUUACAAUAUCCACCAUUAUGAAAUUGAAUUAUCACAAGUAA
Messenger RNA from Rotaria sp. Silwood1, 471 nucleotides. NCBI's taxonomy places the organism in Eukaryota, Metazoa, Rotifera, Eurotatoria, Philodinida, Philodinidae. The record is from the annotation of a GenBank genome assembly.